AUGAAAGAAACUUGUGGAUGGACAGCGCAGCCCUGCAGUUCUAAUUUGGUUGCUUUGGCGAAUGGAGUUCGUCCGCGCGUGCUAGGAGCAGAUCGAGGGACGGUGCGGAAAAGUGUUUGGAGUGCAAAAGAGGUAUUUUUUGCAAGCACGAUCCUCACGAAUUGUUUACAAGACGAUGGAACUUCUAAGUUAACAUGUUGGGCAUUUUGGAACAUUUUGGAAGGUUAGAUAUUGAUUCCAAAAUGUUGAAGAAAUAACACUGAGGGAGUCCCCGAACUGGAGCCACGUGGUCGUCUCUCGGCAGGAACUUCGCGUGGACGUGGGGCUCCGUGACGUCACGUUGAUGAGGGCAGACUUCUCCCUCGGUGGUGCUGGGGGCAGCGUGGUCCGUCGCCGCCGCC
Molecule: messenger RNA, 401 nt
Organism: Gryllus bimaculatus (two-spotted cricket)
Lineage: Eukaryota; Metazoa; Arthropoda; Insecta; Orthoptera; Gryllidae
Source: the annotation of a GenBank genome assembly